AUUAUAAAUUUCAAAUUUAAUCUAAAUCAUUCUUAUGAUUAUAAAUUUAAUUAUUGUGUGCUAAAUUUCGGUAUUUAUGGAGAAAAUAUUAGUUAUACGUUUAGAAAAUAUUAAUGACAGAAUGACAACGGAUGCUGUAUAUAAAUAUAUGAAACUCCAAAAUCGGCCAUACAGUGUCAAUGACGUAGCAGCUGUUUUGGAUAAAGAAAAACAUACUAAAAAUGCAAUUCAGAAAUCAUUAGAUAAAUUAGUUGAUAACGAGAAACUUUUUAUUAAAAUUAAUGCUAAACAAAAAGUUUAUUGUAUAAUUCAAGAACCUAAACAAAAUUUAGACGAAUUAAAAAGAAUUGAAAGAGAAUUACAAACACAUUCUAGUGAACAAUUUAGAAAAUUAAAAGAGCUAGAAAAUGAAAUUAGAUCCCAAGAAGCAACUUUUAAUUCUCUUAAAUGUAGUAUGAAUUUAGAAGAAGCUGAGAAAGAGCGAGAUCGUUUAAAAGAAUGUAAUAUAAAAUUGUCUUUAAAAUUAGAUGAGCUAAUGGAAAAUGUAGGUUUAGAAAAUAUGAGUCAAUUAAAAAAGGAAACUGAAAUUAAUCUUAAAUUAUAUAAUCAAGAAUAUUCUAAAAGAAAAAGAAUAUGCAAUGAUAUUCUUGAUUGUAUUUUAGAAAGCUAUCCUGGUAGUAAAAAACAACUUUUUUCAGAAAUAGGAAUUAAUAUAGUGUAAAAUUUUA
This is a messenger RNA of Ceratosolen solmsi marchali, 728 nucleotides long. Its product is annotated as homologous-pairing protein 2 homolog. Gene Ontology annotation, biological process: meiotic joint molecule formation; homologous chromosome pairing at meiosis; meiotic strand invasion involved in reciprocal meiotic recombination. The transcript is spliced from 3 exons. Bases 77 to 721 code for a protein of 214 amino acids. The record is from RefSeq and is a predicted model, not a curated record. Gene Ontology annotation, molecular function: double-stranded DNA binding; recombinase activator activity. Gene Ontology annotation, cellular component: condensed nuclear chromosome; DNA recombinase auxiliary factor complex. Lineage: Eukaryota; Metazoa; Arthropoda; Insecta; Hymenoptera; Agaonidae.